Messenger RNA from Pelmatolapia mariae (spotted tilapia), 3891 nucleotides. RefSeq names its product DEAH (Asp-Glu-Ala-His) box polypeptide 34 (gene dhx34). Gene Ontology annotation, molecular function: helicase activity; RNA binding. Bases 244 to 3672 code for a protein of 1142 amino acids. The record is from RefSeq and is a predicted model, not a curated record. The transcript is spliced from 16 exons. NCBI's taxonomy places the organism in Eukaryota, Metazoa, Chordata, Actinopteri, Cichliformes, Cichlidae. Gene Ontology annotation, cellular component: intracellular anatomical structure. Gene Ontology annotation, biological process: nuclear-transcribed mRNA catabolic process, nonsense-mediated decay.
AAUAUACAGUUGUCUGUAUUUAGCAUUUUAAAGCAGUAUUAAAGAUUUGUGUCAUUCAGGCAAAUGCAAACCUUUAGCGUUUGAAAUGCGCUCUCUAGUUUAUCUAGUAUAGAUGUGACAUUAGGCUGCUACGAGCCUGGAAAGGUGAAUACAUGUGGAAGUUAUGUAUUAUAUGAGGGGGUUAACCCGACUCCCGCUUAAUUCUGGUGGAGGUAAGUAACGCUAUUUUUUGCUAGUAACGCUAUGGCUUCAGAGAAGAGGAGUUGGGACUGGGGCAGCUCGCAAUGCCGAGCCCAGCUGGACGAAAUCUUUUUCCGGGAGCAUGACUACAUCCAGGCUGGCAGCUCUGAACAUAAAGAGUUCUGGGCUUUCUUUGAGCGUUUCCAGAGGUUUAAAACGAAGAGAGACAUGUCAGGCGCUGAAAUCAGAAAGGAGGACAAAGACAAAGGGAGGGACAGGGGCAAGGUGGAUCUUGGCCUUCCCAAAGAGUACGAUGCUCGCUACCGGAUUAACGUAUCUGUGUGCACCAGGGACAUCGAGGAGCGCAUGGGAAAAUCAGAGCAUAGAAGCAGACAGAGGUCCUCCGGACCAGGGGCUCAAGAGGUCUCCGACUGCCGCCUGGCGCUCCUGCAUUUCCUGGAUUUCAGCCAGAAACAGAGUUUUGGCAAACUUGCCAAACUUCGCCGGGAGCAGAAGAACCUGCCCAUCUUCCAGUACCGGGAUCGGAUAGUGGAGCUGGUGCGACUUCACCCAGUGGUUGUAGUGGCAGGGGACACGGGCUGUGGAAAAUCAACCCAAGUCCCUCAGUACCUUCUCUCUGCUGGCUUCAAUAACAUCGCCUGCACCCAGCCUCGGCGCAUUGCCUGUAUAUCCCUGGCAAAGAGAGUCAGCUUUGAGAGCCUCAAUCAGUAUGGAUCAAAGGUGGGGUUCCAGAUCCGCUUUGAGACAAGUCGAACUGCAGCAACCAAGCUGCUGUUCCUUACAGAGGGGCUGCUGCUUCGACAGAUCCAGCAGGACAGUACGCUAGCUCGGUACCAGGUUGUGAUUGUUGACGAGGUCCAUGAGAGACACCUCCAUUGUGACUUUCUUCUCGGGGUCCUGCGUUCUCUGCUGGCUGACCGCCCAGACCUACGUCUCAUCCUCAUGUCAGCCACCAUCAACAUCAAACUGUUCUCUAACUAUUUCAGCGGUGCUCCUGUACUGCAGGUCCCAGGCAGGCUGUUUCCUAUUCAGGUUAUUUACCAGCCCAUUCCUCCUGAGGAGCAGUCCUCAAAGUCUGAGAAACUGGAUCCUAGACCGUAUCUGCGCAUCCUGCAGGGCAUCGAUCAGCGUUACCCCCCAGAGGAGCGUGGUGACCUGCUGCUCUUUCUUAGCGGUGUGGCAGAGAUCUCCACCAUCCAGGAGGCCUGUCAGAUUUAUGCCACACACACACGUCGCUGGAUAAUCUUAACACUGCACAGCACCCUCUCAAUUGCUCAGCAGGAUAAGGUGUUUGACAUUGCUCCUCCUGGGGUGAGAAAGUGCAUCAUCUCUACCAAUAUUGCGGAGACAUCAGUCACAAUAGAUGGAGUGCGCUUUGUUGUUGAUUCAGGAAAGGUGAAAGAAAUGAGUUUUGACCCUAAAGCCAAGAUGCAACGCCUACAAGAGUUCUGGAUCAGCCGAGCCAGCUCUGAGCAGAGAAAAGGUCGAGCUGGUCGUACGGGUCCGGGCGUUUGCUACCGGCUCUACUCAGAGUCUGACUACAAUGCUUUCGCACCUUACCCUGUGCCUGAAAUCCACAGAGUUGCUCUGGACUCCCUCAUUCUUCAGAUGAAGAGCAUGUCUCUUGGAGAUCCACUCUCCUUUGUUUUUAUUGAGCCACCCCCGGCUGCAAGUAUCCAGAAUGCUGUUUUUUAUCUAAAGGAACAGGGGGCGCUAGACAGUCGCGGUGAACUGACCUCUAUUGGUAGUUUGCUGGCACAGCUUCCCGUUGAUGUGGUCAUAGGGAAGAUGCUGGUGUUGGGCUGUUUGUUUAACUUGGUGGAGCCCGUGUUGACGGUGGCAGCAGCCCUCAGCGUUCAGUCACCUUUCCUGCGUAGUUCACAGCACAAUCCAGAUUGUGCCACUGCCCGGCAGCCCCUGCAUAGCAACCAAGGAGACCCCUUUACCCUCCUCAACACUUUCAAUGCCUGGGUGGAGGUAAAAGGGGAGAGAGGUGGCGGAUCAAGAAAAUGGUGCAGAAGGAGAGGCUUGGAGGAGCAGCGGCUAUAUGAGAUGGUGAACCUACGCAGACAGUUCAAGGACUUGCUGAGGAGCCACAGCCUGCUGGAAUCAGAAGAUAGCACUCCCUCUGGUGGUGACCGUGUGCAACGCAGGGAGAGGCUAUCUGAGAGGAGAAAGCUGCAUCAGCUGAAGAGAGAUCAUGAACAGCAGGAGGGAAGCAAACGUAAAGUCCUGAGGCUGGAGGAGGGUCAGGAAGGAGACUUCUCUUCAGGAUCAGACACAGAGGAAACAGGAAGGUCUAAGAGGAACAAGGAGGGGUCUGGACAGAACUUGGACAUACAGGAGGUGAAGUUCAAGUUACGGCAUAAUGUGUCAGAGCUGCAGGAGGCUGUCAGUCAGGACUUGUCCUCACACCAGCAGGCUUUGCUCAAGCUUCUGCUUUGCAGAGGCCUGUACCCUCAGCUGGCACUGCCCGACGAACACAACUCCACCCGCAAAGACUCUGACCAGGUGUUUCACACAAGGAAUAAGCAAGGAGUGGUGAUUCACCCAACCAGUGUGUUUGCUAGUGACCCAGAAGUGUUACAGGUGCCUGAGGGUGACACUGGAGAAAUGGGGCCUGAUAGGAGAGACAGCACCAAACACCAGCUGUUAGCCUUCGUCACUCUGCUGGAGACCAACAAACCCUAUUUGUCAAACUGUGUGCGGGUUCCAGCGCUGCAAGCGCUGCUGCUGGUAGCAAACUCAGUGGACACUAACGCUGACUGUACGCGACUAGUGGUGGACGGCUGGCUGGAGUUGGAGCUGAAGGAGCCAGAGGAGGCUCUGAAGGUGCUGUCCACAGCGCUUACUCUCAGGGCUGAGUGGGAGCGCCUGCUGCAGGCCCAGCUGGGACAGAACUCAACGGGGGGAGCAGCAGUCGGGCAGGGGGUGUCCCGCAGAGUUGUGCAAAAGCUGAGUGAAAGCCUGGUCCGCUUUCUGCUCUACACUGAGGUCAGUUAUAGCCUUCGGCGACUCUCAGCUUUCCAGACCCAGAACCUGUACAUUGGUCCUCAGUCUGAGUCUGUGUUGUCGAACACUAAAGCUGGAGAUUUAAACCCGCUGUUUCCAGGAGCCGAGGCCAAGCCAGACCCCAUUAAAGGAGGCCUACGUGUCACCAACUUUUUCACCUACAACUGUCUGGCUGAUUCAAAAGACCUCUACAGUGAGUGUUUGCGUACUUUCUGGAGCUGUCCCAACUGUGACCUGUACAUGCCUCUAACUCCACUGGAAAGAAUGCAUCAUGAAGCUUCCUGCAGGCUGGCUGGAGAACAGCAGCAGCCCGAGGAAGAGCCAGAGGGUGGAAAAGCAAGCUCAUCAGUGUCAAGCCUUACCAGAGUUUAUCACUGUGAUGUGUGCAAUCAAGACCUGACCCUCACCUCCACUGAGAUCCUCAAACAUAAAAGGCAGCACAUGUAUUCUGCAAAGUAAUGGACCCCAGCAUCCAAAGGAUAACAGCUUUGGUGGCAGUUGUGGGGGGUGUUGUUUUGUUUUUUUUUAAUGGAAAAUUUGUGUCUUCUUCCUCCCUUUUGACUUGUGGAUCUUUUGUUAAGGCAAUGUUCCUGCCCUCUAGUGGUCACUUGUUAUAUUCUGUUGUAGCUUACUGUAAAGUCCUGUUCCUGUAGGAGAGAUGCAGAUUUAUAAAACUAG